AAAGAAGUGGUUGGGUAAAACAGCGAUAGGUCAUCUCCUGUAGCUGGAGUUAUAAUACGACUUUUGUAAAUGUGCCUCGUCGUGUGCAUGUUUAUAUCGACAAGAAGAAAGAUAUUGUUGCUUGUAGAAAGUGAUGACGUAGGCAGGACAUUUUUCUCUAAUGGCUCUCACAGCAAAAUCGCAGAGCAGUGGAGGGAGAAAAUCCCCCGGAGACGGUCUAAAAGGAUUGGAUUAACGUCACUUCUGAUGUACAUGAGACAUUUUGCCAGGCUAUUUUCAGCUAUGGCUGGACCCAGGCCUGUGGUAUUUAGUGGCCCAUCGGGGGCAGGAAAGAGCACCCUGCUGAAGAGGCUUCUGGAAGAAUACAACAGUGUCUUUGGCUUCAGCGUGUCUCAUACAACAAGAAAUCCUCGACCUGGAGAAGAAAAUGGCAGAGACUACCAUUAUGUUACACGGGAAGAGAUGCAGGCAGGCAUCGACAAUGGCGAUUUCAUUGAGAAUGCAGAGUUUUCUGGAAACUUGUACGGGACAAGCAAAGCCGCUGUGCAAGCCGUCCAAGCCAAGAACCUCAUCUGUAUACUUGAUAUUGACAUGCAGGGUGUGAAGAACAUCAAAAGGACAGACCUCAACCCCAUAUACAUUUCAAUCCAGCCACCAUCUAUGGAAGUUCUGGAAAAGCGUUUAAGAGAGAGAAAGACAGAGUCGGAAGAAAGCCUUCAAAAGCGUUUACAUGCAGCCAAGGUGGACAUGGAGUUUAGCAAAGAAGCCGGUGCGUUUGAUGUCAUAAUUGUCAAUAAUAAUUUGGAGGAUGCAUAUGGUAAAUUAAAACAAACUCUUCUUGAGGAAAUUAACAAGGUGAAGAAACUCAGCCUGUCUUCAUAGAGAGCAGCCACAUCCUGGAAACUUUUAACCCCGUUCAGCCACUCCUAACAGAACAACCGACCUCCAUUCCAGUCAUGUACAUUCCCUCAGAUGGUGGUCAGUGAAGCUCAGAGAAAAUACCUUAUUGCGUCAACAAAUCUGAAGGUUUUACACUGUGUAGAAGUAGUUAUUACUGAAGCAAAACUUUUUUUUUUUAACUUGUAAAAAUUGUUUUUAGAUAUUUUUAUUUUGACAUGUAUUAAGAAAAGAUACUCCACUAAUUCUUACUUGAAGCUUGACUGGUAUGGUGUGCUGGAAACUCUGUUGGACAGAGUUCACGGCAGACGGAUGCUCGCUCACCUCCCCCAGAGUAGUACAAAGGGACAGUAAUAUGACUCAUUCCAUCAUGUUGUGGACAAACUGGUUUUUCAAGGGUAUCAAAAAGCACAUUCAUUUAAGGUUCUUGUUUUGUUUUCUAUCUUGCAUGUAUGGUGACGUACGUUAUUCACAGACUGAGAUGUGUUGCUGACUAUGAGUUUAAAACUGAAACUCAGCUUUGGAAAAUCUGUUGGCUCUCAUCUUUUAAGGGGUACAUGCAAAUCAGCUGUACUUUCUAAAUAAUAGUCCUCUGUUAAAUUUAAUGUAACAUAUUAACCAUAUAUUACAUUUCACUUUUGUUAUCUGGAUUUUGUUGUGCACAAGAUUAAAUUCCUCCAUUAAGGUAGAAAAUUUCCUUUGAACAAAACCAUGCAACAUUAACCUCACUUAAAAAUAUGGCUUUUUUUGGAUGUGGGUGGGGAAUAGUAUACAAUUAAACUGUCUACUUUACAGUUCUAUAACUUUUAUAUUGUUUAACAUACUCACUUUGCAGCUUCACCUGUACAGUAAAAUGACAUCCAGUGGACUGCUUCCUUCCAAAAAUCUAUUGCCUAGAAUAAAGCACACAAUAAAUCUAAUUAAUCUAAUAAAAAAAAUAUUAUAUACACAAUUUAUGUGUAAAUUGCCAUAGUUUUCCACAUAAGAUUUUCAGUUUUCUGGAUAUUAAAAUGACUGGAAAUGUCGUAUUCAGACACCUUGUAACAUUCAUUCCUUUGUGCAGAAAUGUGCUGCUGUUGCCAGUUAUUAUUUAAGUUGUCCACUUUAAUAUCGCAGUUGAUAUUACAUGCCUGCAGUCCUCUGAUUUGCUAUUUAUAACUUUACCAGCUCUUAUGAAAUGUGCUUGUGGAAAUCUGUUGUGUAUUUCUCAAGUGCAUUUAAUGUUUAAUAGUAAUGUGUGUGCAUUAAAACUUUAAUAAAAACCUUACAGCACAAGACUA
Molecule: messenger RNA, 2177 nt
Organism: Melanotaenia boesemani (Boeseman's rainbowfish)
Lineage: Eukaryota; Metazoa; Chordata; Actinopteri; Atheriniformes; Melanotaeniidae
Gene: guk1a
Product: guanylate kinase 1a
Exons: 8
Coding region: 70-882 (270 amino acids)
Biological process (GO): purine nucleotide metabolic process
Cellular component (GO): cytosol
Molecular function (GO): GMP kinase activity
Source: RefSeq, a predicted model, not a curated record